AUGAAGCUGAUUUCUACCGUCACCGCCACCUUGCUCGUCUUCACCAAUGCUGCAAGCGCUGGCCAAUGUGUAGCUGGCUUGAACUACUGCGGAAGUACUUUGGUCGAUGGCGGAUACCAUGACAUUAUACAACAAACUCUCCGAAACUCUGGUGAAAUUGUUCUUUCAAACUCGCCGGGCGUCUGGUGGGGCACUUACUGGAAGUGCAAUCCUGGCGGCUCAAUUACCUAUCUCGGAGGUUGUGCCGGUGGUUGUAUCGAUGCCGGAGCUGGCAAAAGUGACAUCUGCAACCAUGACGCGUCCGAUUGGCUAUAA
Molecule: messenger RNA, 315 nt
Organism: Aspergillus luchuensis
Lineage: Eukaryota; Fungi; Ascomycota; Eurotiomycetes; Eurotiales; Aspergillaceae
Exons: 2
Coding region: 1-315 (104 amino acids)
Source: RefSeq, a predicted model, not a curated record